AUGGCCCGUGACUUUGUCGCUCAUGAGAAGUUGAAGGAAUGGGAGGCUCAAUUUUCUCGUGAGUAUUUUGAGAAGAAGCCUAUUCCUCCUCGCAAGAAGCCUGAGGGAUUUAUGUUCUUGAUUCGCCAAGAUAUGAUGGGAGACCUUGAAUCUGUCACGUCUAUUGACAGUCUCGAGUCUGCAGAUACAGACUAUGGAGAAGGGAGUAAUCAACAUAGCCAUGAAGAUAGUUAUGAUGCUGACAGCGAGAACUCAACUCAAGACAACAAAAAUUUCAGCGAUGACGCCUCCAACGAGACCUCUCAGGUUGACCCCGAAGAUUUGUUCUACGGUGAUGCCACCGAGGGUACCCCUGAUGUUGAAAUUCCUGAACGCAAACUCGUUCGAGCGUAUGACGAGCCGGCAGCCCCUAUCUUGAACUUGUUCUUCCCUAUGAUGGACCUGGGACGUGAUGGUGAUUUUGUUGAAUAA
Fusarium odoratissimum NRRL 54006 is the source of this 471-nucleotide messenger RNA. RefSeq lists its product as uncharacterized. The transcript has a single exon. The record is from RefSeq and is a predicted model, not a curated record. NCBI's taxonomy places the organism in Eukaryota, Fungi, Ascomycota, Sordariomycetes, Hypocreales, Nectriaceae. Bases 1 to 471 code for a protein of 156 amino acids.